Molecule: messenger RNA, 954 nt
Organism: Lasiodiplodia theobromae
Lineage: Eukaryota; Fungi; Ascomycota; Dothideomycetes; Botryosphaeriales; Botryosphaeriaceae
Product: Akap7 2 5 RNA ligase-like domain protein
Exons: 1
Coding region: 1-954 (317 amino acids)
Biological process (GO): DNA alkylation repair; regulation of DNA-templated transcription
Cellular component (GO): nucleus
Source: RefSeq, a predicted model, not a curated record
AUGCCUCCCCGCGGAUUCGGCAAAAGGAAAGGCGGGUACAAGGGCCCGCUCCCAGGGCCUGACAAGAACGACGCCGAGGGGGAACGGUCCGGCGUGGCGCAGAAGCCCGCCAAGAAGCCGCCUUUAACUCAUUUCCUGUGCGUACCGCUGGUGACGACAGAGUCAAAGCCACAACUGCAGGCAUCUCUCCAAAAUUUCAAGGAGGCCGUGCUGUGCCAAGAGGACGUCGAUCUGGCGGGUGAUGGUGUUUCUGGCGGAAUUCCCGAAAAGGCCAUCCGACCUGUAGGGACACUACAUCUCACCCUCGGUGUCAUGAGUCUGCAGAGUCCCGAGGAAGUCGAAGAAGCAGUCUCCCUCUUGCAAAGCCUGGAUCUCGUUGCGCUGCUCAGGGAGAGCCAGCCCACAAAUAUAGCACAAGCAACAAUCCCGCCGCAGCCGGAAUCCGGCAAGACGAGUGUCUUGGACGCGUCUACAACUCGCGAUCAACCUCCGGUCCCAGGUCCCACCGACCCUCUUGCAAUCUCCUUGAGGUCGCUAGUUUCCAUGCACCCCCCUGGCAAAACGUCCAUCCUCUAUGCGCAGCCUGAAGAUCCAACUGGUCGCCUUUAUUCGUUCUGUGACGGCCUCAGGCGUCUGUUCACGGAAAAAGACCUGAUGGUCGAGGACACACGGCCCCUUAAACUUCAUGCAACGAUCGUCAACACCAUCUAUGCAAAGGCAGGAGGAAGGCAUGGAAAGGGCACAUCAGCUGGACAUGGGCCGAACGCUCGCGCGCCUGUUCGGAUAGAUGCAACCUCACUGCUUCCCAACUAUGCGGAUUACGUGUGGGCCGACAACAUACAUGUGGGAAAGAUUGCCAUCUGCAAAAUGGGCGCGAAGAAGAUCCUCGACGCGCAGGGGAGUGUGGUAAGCGAGGAGUAUGAGCAAGUCGCUUCCGCCGAGAUUAAAGUGUAA